UGGAGUAUUGAGUUUACAGAGCAUGAUUCUAGAGUCAAAAUAUUGAUUGAUUGCAUAGCCCAAGAGGGUUCAAAACUUAUGUUCCUUGCAUUUUGUGGUUGCUAUUGUUUUUCUUUUUUUUGUUAAUCUCUGUGAAGGUGGAGUUAUAUAUAUAUAUAUAACUCCAAUGUCAGUACCUCGAAACUAAUUAUUGAUUGCUAUGACUUUCCGAUUCUUGUUAGCCCAGCUCAAUUAUAUGUUUAUAGCAGGCAAAGAAUGUUGAAGCACAUUAAUCAUCUAGAAAUGAGACUAAUGAGACUUAUGGCUUAUGGCUUGUUUCAACUUUUCUAUCAAUGGCGUUGCCUCACAAUAUUUGCGGUGCUUGUUACUUCUUAUCCAGAUUUUACCCCUUCUCGUGGCAACACUCCGGUUCACCAAAUCAUCUCCGCUGGGACCCCACGAAUCAAUGGCACUCCAAUCAAUCAAAGCUUCUCUGCAGCUACUCCUAAAGUCAAUAAUGCCACUCCAGGCCAUCAAAACUCCUCCAUAACCACCCCUAAGAUCAACAAGCCUCAUUUUGAUGGCAGGCCUCCUGGUUCAACUCCCGAGCCAUCACCGACAAAAAAGAAGCUCGUUGAGCUGUUUCGAGAGAGUAUUAGAGAGGACCAAGAUGUUGAUCUACCUCCAAAAUCAGCUUAUGUCACCCCUUCUGUCUCAGGAACUAACUCAUUUUGUAGUAGCGAAAGGACGGCCAAUGGAGAUCCUCUAAUGGAGAAGGACAAACCUAUGAAAUCCGUGCAGUGUUGCCUCCCAAGCUUGGUUUCAUGCCAUAGUUUUAGCGAGAGGAAGAAGAAGAUGAGUCCUGCUAUAGCUGUAAAUGAGAAAGCUUAGUUUUCAAGUAAAAUGUAGUACUUGGUAGGCGGAAGAAAAGCCCGGGACUGAGACUCAGACUUUUCUUCAAGAUCAUAAAUUAAACUAAGACAUUUCAAAUGCGGGACCUCGAGGUUUCUUACCCUGUCCGUGGGUUCGGGGCCGUGGAGGUCAAUGGAGUCUGGAUUAUGAGGUAUUCUGAGGAUUUUAUGUCUGGCUAAAUCCUCCUCAAUGUGAAGUUACACAGGCUCCGAGUGUUCUUUGCUUAAGACAUCAAUACUUGAAUAGGUAGUUUCUGUAAUAAAAGGAGAAGGACAAGGGUAAAACUGUAAAUGGCCCUCUCGUAGUGAACAUGGUAUAUAAAUAUUUUGCUAAGAAAAGUUGGAUUGCACGGUGUAUAUUUUUAUUUUGGGCGGUGAUAUUGUAAGCCAGAGUUUUUAA
Messenger RNA from Carica papaya (papaya), 1290 nucleotides. NCBI's taxonomy places the organism in Eukaryota, Viridiplantae, Streptophyta, Magnoliopsida, Brassicales, Caricaceae. The record is from RefSeq and is a predicted model, not a curated record.